Molecule: messenger RNA, 11153 nt
Organism: Dermacentor andersoni
Lineage: Eukaryota; Metazoa; Arthropoda; Arachnida; Ixodida; Ixodidae
Source: RefSeq, a predicted model, not a curated record
AGUGGGCGUUUUAGCGUUUGUUUUGAUCGUGCUGUUUCCUCCGCUGCUUAUUCUUUUAAAGGCAUCAACUCUGAGCGUUUGGUGUCUGUGAUUGGUAAAGCAGGUGUUUACCUGCUUUACAUUUUGAUUUAAAAUGUGAUAAUUACUUCAGCGUUUCGUAAAUCCUCUCCGCUGUGAGACGCUCACUCCGUAUCAUUUCGCUACCUGUCCAAUCCUUCAGUAUUUCUUUCUCUUUUUUUCGUUGUGAAACAGUCGGAAGGAAAUGGGACUGUUUUGGUCAUAUGUGUACCGGAUAGUAUGAACGAAUGAAUUUUUAUUAUAUGAAGGCGAUGAGUAGGUGUUCCUCCUCUGCAAGGCAGGGAGUCAUGUCAAACGCUUCGUGUUCAUGUAAAUUGUUUCGUCCAUGGCAGGCCUUACCUGGUAGUGAAACAAGAAACAAUCUAGUGAAAACAUUUCUAGUGUUUAUUGUGGACAUAACGCUGUUAAAAAGAAUGGGAUGGCCCAUUGUUGAAAGGAGAGGGGAAGCGGCAACCCAUCAUCUUGCAGCAAAGUGUCACCAUGCUGGCGUACAUGGACAAGGAGAACCGAUCUGUUGCCCAGCAAGGUACGCAGCAGCAGAGUGGCUCGUUCCUAGACUCUUUUGUCACUGGCCACUCCAGGGACCUGCCCAUCCUAAUUGGAGCUGCUAUGGGUGCUGUGGGACUCAUUGUAAUCAUCCUGGCUGUAGUGGUGGUGUGGCACUGCUGUUCAAGAAAAACCACUAAUGAUAAAGCCUAUGUUGUGGAGAACCUGAGUCGCAGCAGCAGUGUAUCAAGACCACCACCCGCAAGUAUGGUGCAGAGUGACUCUGUGAUCUUCCUGAGUGCAAAACCUCGCCACCCGACUGGCACCCGGCUGGGUGGAACUACACCAGAUGGGACAGGCUCGGUUGAGAGCAUGUCACAGUUGCACUUUGGGCAUCAUGGCUUCAUAGGAGAUGUCGGAGGGGCACGUCCCUUGAGUGAGUGUGGGGUUCGUACAGCAGAUGUGCCCUACACUCAGCCAUCGUCUGCAGCCAGUCUUGAUGGUGAGGUUACCUUGCAGGUGCCUUCACUCAGCCAGUGCAGCUCCUACAGCCACCGCGGUUUGGAGGACUCGUACUACAAUGUCUAUGGCAGCAAUGACCUGACAUUGAAGACCAGAAGCCUUCCAUCAUGGGGCAAAGCCAAGCAGCGGCCCCUGUCCACUGAGGAUGACUUGAGUCAGCUGUAUGCUAAGGUGAAUUUCAGCAAACGACGCAAGAACCGCAUGCGCAAUGACAGCGCAGCUGCCAUUGCUGCCACGCGCAGCUUCCAGAACCAGCAGUGCUACCUGUCACCCUUCCAUACACUGCCAUCCGCACACACGGACACCGAUUCACUUGUUGACAAUGAGGCUGUGGUAGUUUAUGAUGAACGCACUGCCGUCUAAAACCUGUACUCAUUUCCAUCAGCCACAUUGGUUGCGAGGGAAGGGAACCACUGCUGGCCUUUAAUGCAAGCAAGGACCAACAUUCCUGUACUUGGCGUAACACUUGUAUCUCUGUCUUCAAGCCUCCAACAAAAGGAUUUUAGGCUCCUGCAGCUUUGUCACAAAUGUCUAGUCCAUUGCCUGACGAAUGUGCAAAGCAGUGCGACUAUACCAUGUAAUCUGUAUGUAUUGGUUAAUUUUGUGUUGAGUGGUCUCUCCCUCUUCCUCCCCCUCGUCCCCACUUCCCAAUUAUAAUUUUUUACCUACUUUUCAGUUUAUCAGUGUUGCAAAAUUGCAAGGCAUUCAAAUGACAUUGACAGAUAUUAUUAUUAUUAUUAUUAUUAUUAUUAUUAUUAUUAUUAUUAUUAUUAUCAUUAUUAUUAUUAUUAUUCACAUAAUGCCAACUUCGUUAUCUUUCUGGUUUGUAACUUACAGAUUCGAUUAAAGGAUGAUUGACUGGGCCUUAAGGGCAAUGGCCAUAAUUAUACAAAUGUCCAAGUUGUUAUUCUAAGCUAAGCACCAAUUGAAGAUCAACUGUCAUGGUAUUUUGAGUCUGUGUUAUUACCGGUCACAGAUUAGAAGCACAGUAACUGACUGAUUUCUCAGACCUGUAGGGGACUGCGGAAGUGUCUAAAAAAUUUAGCAUUCUGAAAAACAAAUUUAGAGAGAAAAUAUAUAUUUUUUUGCAUCGAACAACACUCUAUAGCAGCCAGAAAGUUUGACUCUUUUUAUUUGGUCUCAUGCUUAAUUGUGUCAAAUUGCAUUUUUGUUAAUCAUGUCUUUUGCAUUCUCCGAAUGCUGUCUGAUGCAUCCCAUCAUGAUGUGGUGAAUUGCACAGUUUGUGGCCUAUCUGUCUGGCUGUCAGUGACAGUCCACAAAUUCACUCAGGAGCUUAUCAUGAUGCACAAUGUUUUUCCAGUGUCCUUUGAGCAUGCAAGUGAAUUUACUGCUUGUGGUUGGCUGCACCACAGCAUAGCAUUUUUCAUAAGCCAUCACAUUGCAAGCUGACUGUGCUCAUACGUUAUCUGUCACUUAAUUUCCCGAGAUUGCCAACAGUGCAAUAUGGUAACAGACUGUUUGAUCACAAUGAAAAUUUCAGCUCAUAUAGCAUAAAUGUGGCCUCCAAAAACAUUGUUGAGAUCUUGAUGUCGCAGACAAUCAAUAGUUUUUGCAUUGAAUCUUAAUUACGUCAAAAUAACUUUUGUCAUCAGGCUUAGCAGCUAAACAGUACUCGGAAAUGCUACAUAAUGCUCUACCAUGAGAAAUGCAGCUAGUCCCGUUGUUAGCAACAGUUACAUUCACGACAUGGCACCUUUAGAUUUUGUUGGAACAAUCUAACAAACCGCUGCAUGGAUCCUGAAAUAUCAGAUGCCAUUCUGCGCUGGCCUUAUAGAACCCACAACAGUGCUUCUUCAAACUCAAAAUAAUUUAUCCGGUCUGAAAAAUCAGUCAGCUAUUCCUGUAACGGAGAGUGCAAUGGUCUAAAAUGCUCAUUUUGUAUACCAAACUCCCUCACUGCUUCAGCAUUGGCAUGCAUAUACCAUAACUGAAACAUUGUUGGGUGUUUGGGCAAAUUUUGACAUAGCUAGAGGAGCCUGGAGGAUUGGAAUCUGAUAAAAUAGAGCUACAGCCUAUGCUGUAUAUUCAGAAUAUAUUUUUAGCCAUCGUGUAGACCAAGCCUUGUGAGACACGAGAGUCGUAUUUUCACAUUGGUAUGCUAUGCAUGUCUUCUUUGCCACCCGUCCUAAAAAGCCUGUAAACAGCGGCAACUUAAUUAAUGUGACAGUGAGGUGAAAGCUACAGGCAAGUGCAGCUAGCUCCUACCUGAACAGUUCUGGUUUUUCCUGUCUGAGGAAGGGGUAUAGCUUGUACACACUAAUCCUGACUUCACAUAACAGGUUCAAUUGUCCGCUGCACCUGCUUUUGCAGAGGGAGAUGCUCUGCAACCUUCAAAUGUGCUUCCUCAGCAUUGGAGUGGUUUACUGUAUGCCUAGGGAGUAGGCAGUGCCUAUACAGCUGCGCUAUCACAGCAUUCAAGCACAUGUGUCAGGAAGAGUGCUGAAAUACUUCAAUUGAGUGCACACAGUGAGCUGCGAGACCAAUGUGUCAGGCAGUGUCUGGCUGCUGUGCCUCCUGUGGCUGGGCGGUGUCAUGCUGUGCCAUGUUCUGCCUGGGGAGUGAAUCCCAGCAUGCACUGUAGAGGCGCUGAGGUGCCACUGCUCUGAACUGUCAGGGUCAUCAUGCCUUUAACUCUCACACUAACUUAUGCGUACCACAGUGUAUGAGGAAAGCCUUCUAGGGUUUGCAUUUCAGCCAACACGAUGAGACAGACAAGUGCACACCAUAGUAAGACUUUUCGUGCGAAUGCUGGCGGUCAUUUUUGCACUGCGCAGAAACAAUCUUGCAUGCCCUUUCUUAAAAGCAUUUGCAGCAUAUUAGAUCUGUGUACUACGUGCUGUUGGCUGCUAAAUAUGCAAUGUCACGCUAACUUUUGAUACUUGUGCAGUGCUCAUUGUUUGGUGUUGGUUAGGGCAGUGUUACUGGUGAAUGCACUGGCCUUUGUCAGUGUUGUGGAGUAGGAUCCUAGGUGUGAAACCGCUUUGGUGUUUUCGAGCUUACAUUAUAUCCUGCUGAACAGAAGUGGAACAUACAAGUGCAUAUGCAUAUCUUCAGAUUUAAGUAGUGCAAAUAUGUGUGUGGAAGUACUCAUUCAGGUGAAAAGGAGCAGAGUUCACGAGAUGUUUUUAUGUGUACUUUGUGCAGACAAAUGAGGCUUUUAGGUAUUAUUACUCAGAUUUUGUGCUGAUAAUUUGAGAUGUACUGGUAUUCUGUAGUUGUGUCCUUUUAUUCACAACCUUUAGAAACUGCAAAUAUCAGGGACAAAUGGGUGUCCAAUUUCCACAUCUUGGCUAAAAUUGCAAGUGAGCAUUGUGUGAUGAAUGGAAGUGCUUUCAUCUCUUCAAAUAGAUUCCUUAAUUGUAUGUACAGAUGCAAGUGUGCUCAAGUGCACAUUCCCUUUACACACACUUAGUGGGACAGAAUGACUAAGGCUACAGGACAGUGUUCAACUUGGCUGGUUUCGCGUUGAAUUUGUUUUUGUUAACCUGCAUAUCUUGUGGGAAGUGUGUUUGUACAUAUAUCUUUUAAUCACAAUGUGCUUUGCUACAUGGUGCAAGCAGAUUUUUAUGCCACUGUAACUUGGCAGUUUAAGAACAAACUUACAUUUUGUUGUUUGUUUUUGUUAACAUUUCUUAACCAUUGAACAUUAGUGAAAUAUAUGCUGUUUGAUUCAGUACGUGGUAAAACAAAUAGUUAAUCAACAAUAAUAUUUUUUCCACUUAUGAAAUACUGUCAUCAGCUGUUUUCAAUAUUUCAGAAAGGGCCGUUGUUGUUUUUUGAUACAUUUGCUUUUUAAUUUUACAUUAUAAGUAUGUUUUCACUGUUCCUGGCUAUGACACCAGCUAGUCAAGAAACCCGUGGAGUAGAUGUCACCUAGUUUUCCUGCAAUAUGUUAACUGCAUGUCUUCCCCUCCCCCCUAUAACCCCUAGUCAAGCUUGCCAGACUUAAGGACACUUGAUCUUAACAUUGCGUUUUCAUCAAUUCAUUGUUUAACCAUUUCUUUUGUAGCCCUCACCUCUAUAUGCCGCUUUCACAAUAAUUUCGUUAUCUGUUGCACAGAAUGCCACACACUCGCAUGGAGCGUGCAAGUAGUGGGCUGUGCUUUACAUCAGCGUCUGCAAGUUACCCUUCAAUUCAAGGUUGCUCAUUUUUUAGUGUAAGUGGCCAGAGUGAUAGCACUGUGCUAGCUUUCAUGUAUCUUGCUGGUACUGAAUUGAUGAAGGCACUGUUUGCCCUUAUGCUUGCAGUGGUGACUUAGAGAGUACACCAUAACAAUGUGCGCUGUUGCCACCGCUUUCAUUUCUCUCUAGGUGGUAACCAAAUCCAAAAAAGAAAAAAGGCUUGCUGUAAAGCAGAACCUCUCCAAAGCAUUCUUUUUACAGGGUUGCAGGAAUAAGACAGUAGCCAGGGAAAAUGUACAAAGAGGUUGUUUAUCCCAUGGAGACCAGGUCUCAGUGACAUUAUGACUUGGAGAACAUAUUAGCGAGGCAUAUACUAGCAAGGUACUACUGUAUCCGCAUAUUCUCGGCACCAAGCUAUUUCAAACCCAAGCACAGGAGCUGGAAAAUAUUUCCGGCAUAAAGCACUGCCCGUUGCACAUGCUAUUCCAGUAAGUGUGCAGCAGUCUUGUGUGUAUGAUAAUACAGAGCUCUUAAGUGGGAGCUGGCUUUGCACUGAAAUUAUUUAAUGCCAUGGAUUGGCAGAGUGUCUGCCGUUCGUGCUCAAGUAGUUUAGAUGAGAACUUGGGUUGAGCAUUUAGAGCACAUUAGUAUAAGAAAGGCAUGCUACCCCACCAUGCUGAUGCAUCAUUGGCAAGGCAUGCAUCUGUGAGUACAUCUGUUUUAUUGUGCUGUGCAUGUUUGUUAAGUUUGAAAUUUAGCAUUAUAAAUCAUUUGUAUUGUUCAAACGGCUGUUUUGGGAUUCCUUGACCAACUAUUGUGAAGAGCUUUAAUGCCUUGUGAACCAUGGCAUAUAUAUUUACCAAAAACUCCAAAAGAAAACUUACUUCGUGUGAAUGCAGAUUUCUUCCUUGUGAUUAAUAUUGUGAUUAUGUGAUAGUUGCUGUAUUGCAGUUGUUUUUGUCUGUUUGUUGUUUUGUUGAUAAUAGCGAACAAGUUCAAGGGUGCUUUUGUGUGUGCAGUGGUACCAUUGUGUGCAUACUUUGCUUUUGUUAAGAAUUUACAUUUAUCCUUAAGCUGUUUUGUGUGUUUCAUUGCUUGGUUGUUCUGUAAAUAUCUGGACACCCAGAACAGAUACUUUGACUGAUCAUAGUGCUGUACCGAGGAACUUAUUGUUGUGCAUUGUACUCUAAGGGAAUUGUGCACUUUAUUCUACUUAAAUUUAACAUUGGCUGGGAGUGCACUGUGCCCUGUACUUUUAUUUAGCAAUUGUGUUGCACCUUGAUGCAAGUUUUCCUUCUUUUUCCUGGGUUGGGGUGUAGCACAGCUGCAUGUUAUUUGCUAAUGCUGUGUGGUAAGGACUGCCAUACAUAGCUAUGCUGAAACAUAAACAUACGCACAUCUGUGUGGUGGAAAAUUUAAGUUCAAGUAUUAUACAAGAGUUGUAUUCUUGUGAUGUCCCUGGCACGACUACUGCACUUGUCUGCAAACGAUGUAGCACCAAUAUUAAAUUUGAUGCUGUAGCUUUGUAAAGUGAAUAACUGUGAUGUCUACCUUCAGUACGAGAAAUUGUGAAAAACUGUUAUGGUUACAUUCUGUAUUGUGCUUCCAAGGUUUCCUUGGGUUCCAAAACCUUCUGCACUUCAUUCAGCAUACAAAUAUCACCUGCACAAUUAAAUGACCACAAAAUACAACUUAUUGCCUUUUCUUUUUAAUGGACUGUGAAAGUAAAUGUCGAAUUGUCAGGCAAAAAAUAUGAUUAAUUAUAAAUGUUGUUAGGGUGAUAUCGAACAUAUGUUUUACUUUUUGUUCUUGUAUAUUGGUUCAUGAAAGAGUAUUUAGAGAAAGAUUGGAUAUUAAUGGCCUCAUUGUCAACAUAUUGGUCUUAUUGUGCCCAAUCGGGAAGCUUCGGCUAACUGAUACAACUUGAUGAUGAAACUGGUGAAGUAGUGCGAAAAACAUGUACAGAAAGGAAGAUGUAAAGACGUGCACACUUGUGGCCCCUCUCACUUCCUCUCUUGGCAAGCUUUCUUUUUCACUGAUUCACCGGUCUAUUUUUCAUCGUCCUGGUAUUGUUGAUCACUUGAAUAAAAUUCAGGCAAUUCCACAUUAUGGGAAGUGCAAGUAUGUAAUAUUUGCUAAAAUAUAAAGUAUAUCCUAACAUUUUUUUCCUAUUGAAGCAUAAAUUAGCAGGAAAGCUUACUUCAGUUUAAAGGCAAUGUCUUUCUUGCCUAGUUCCUCCCAAUUUUUUGUAUCAGGUUUGCGUGUUUCUAGCUUCUUUCGUGGGCCGAUACCGAAGGUAGUGCUGUCUAAAGCUGUUCCCGUAGGUAUGUGCAGCAUAAAAAGUUGGAAGGAAAUUGGACCUCUAGUUGACGUUUAUGAAAAGGAAUGUUUUCCUGAGCAAGUUGUCUUCCAGAGCACAGUGGUACUGGUAGUACCAGCAAUACCAGCAGUACCAUUGCGCGGUAAUGUCAGUGGUAAGGAGAGCUUUGUCGCAUUUUUCCCUCGUGACAAUUUUGAGAGACUGCAAGCCUCUCGGAAUGAAUUGUUGUUGAUUCAUGCACCCCAUUCUCACCCCCAACUUGCCCAGGAAGACUCUUUCACCGACGUCAACUGAAGGUUGAAUUGCCUUCCAACUUUUUUACUGUGCACAGAUUGUGAGUGACAGUGGUUAGCCAUUUAUUACUGAUGUUGCAGCUCUUGCAAAUGUGAGUGAAGUGCAUUCCUGCGCUUCACUCACAUGCACUGCUUGUGGUGCGAAAGCAGCGUGAACAUACUUGAAGUCAUAGGGAUAAAAGCUUGUUGCUCUUGCAUUCAAAGUUGAGGAGGAAGUCGGUUUUUUUUCCCUGUGGUGAUGUUUUGUUACAAAUGCCUGCUAGUAACUACACAUUGUAAUACCUUAGUUGCCUUCACUCACUGCGCACAAGGCAUUAGAGUGCACUAAUGGCACUUGUGCUUUUUCAUACUGAAAUGCACUACUACUUUAGUAGAAAUGAAGCUGUCUGCAGCUCAAUGAAACAUGAAACUCCAGAAAAUAAUGGAAUCUAAGCAGUGAAGACUGUUGAGCUUCCAGAGUGUGUCCUUGGUCCUGUAUUCCAGUCAUAGCAGAAGUGUCCACAGAACUCCGGAUUUUGUUUGUGUGUGGUCUGUAGCAGCAGCGCUACUCAGGCAUGUCAGAUAUGUAGAAGAUUGCACCUGUGUGUGUAGAUCCUUUUAUACGUAUUUUUACACUGAAAGACACUUUCAUACAGUGGCGAACUUGUGUGUUUGUGAUUUACUUGUGUAGAGCAGGGCUGUGUGCAUUGGCCCCGCAUGUUAAGAUCACCUAGCUACCUAUAAUGUCACGGUCUAGCCAUGGGUGUCAUAUUUAUUGUGAAGCCAGAGCCUCUGGAAAUAACUUCGUACCCAAUGAAGUGGAAUUUUUAUUGAAAAAAAAAGAACAUGUAUUAGUGAUGUCAAUGGUUUCUUUCUUUUUUUUUUUUUUUUUUGCCGGAGGGUAGCCUACAAUUGUCAUACUUACCAAGACAUACCAUAGUAGCUGUGUCGGUGAUGCAUGCGAUUAGCUAUGGAGCCCAAUAUCAUAAGGUCAGUGCCCAUCUGCAGCAGCUGCUGCUUUUGAAUGAAGGGUGCAGUUUUGUAGAAACCAUUCUUGAAGGUCCCUGAUGCAAAUCAUGUGUAUAUCUUUACACAGUUCAACGUGAAGUGUCUUAUGCACUCUAGAUGAGGAACAACAUGCGUCUGGUUUGCAAAGCUUUCACUAGCUGCUUGCUUGCCUUCAAAAAUUUCAGCUUACAGCUGUGUCGAAACUGGACACUACCUGCCAACAGUUUAUGAGCAUCAGUUGUCUCCCUACCAUAACGGGGAGAACGGAUACAUUUUGAGUGCAUGGGGAAAAAAAUAAGGGGGUGGCUCUGUAGCGGGCCUUGUUACCACUGUAAUUAUGAACUUUGUUUACAAAGUGAUACAUGGGCCAGAGUAAAAUGUGAUUAUUUUCUUGUUUCACUCCUUUUUGCUCAUUGUAUCUGGCUCCAUCAGUGCCCUCAAUUGUUUUCACCCGUGUUGUCAUGUGGAGGAGUGAAUGGGGAUGUGAUGGAAUUGAGCUAGUGAAAUCUUUGCAUUAUACUGGCACAUGUAUUGCCACCGCCAUGCAUGCCUACAUCCCAUCAACAUUUGACAUUACAGAUUUUGAUUUUGCUAGGCAGCUUUCACUUGGAAACGGCAACUUUGCUGCUUUAACUAAAACUAGUAAGCUACUAGCAGAGAUCAUUUAAGUGACUACAUCAUUGUUCAAGUCUCUUUCCUUGCUUUCCUGUUGCUUCAGCUCCGGUCGCCUCUACAAAGUUUGAGUAGCCUAGGUUAAUUUAAAUCCUGCCAUUAGUGCACCUCAUAGGCUGUAUCUUGCAUUUGGGUGUAAAACUCUAAAAGCAGUUGUUCAAGCUGGCUGGUCGCACCUUUGUCAGGAUAUGCCAAGAUGUAAGGUUUGUUAUUAAAGUAAUGAGAAUUUCAGAGCCUUUAAGCGAUAAUGACUCUUAGCCCCCUUAACUAGUAAAUGUCUAACCAUAGGCAGAAAAAGAGAAGCAAAACGUUUGCUGAUAAUACUUUUUGUAAAGUGCAGGCUUUUGAAAUUAGUAUAUAUUUCUUAUAUGCUGUAUUUUUGUGUUUCGUCUGAUUUUCCAGUGAGUGGUACAUGUGUCCACACUUCUAUCCAGAAAAUUUGAUCAGUGCACUGGGAAGCAAAGAAAGCAAUGUUUUUGCGUUGGUUUGAGAGAGUGUGCUUGUGAGCAGAGGUAGCCACAUGGAUAUGUGAGCCAUGUAGGCUUGAAUCUUGAAGCUCCUUUGGUAUUGCUCUUUUUCUGCUCAGCAGUGCAUUGAACUCCAAUCAACUUCUAUCAGGGAGGUUUGGUCAUGGCGCUGAGCUUAUCUUGAGUGCCUUUCUUGUGGAAUGACAAAGCUUUAGUGUGGUGAAAUGCACCUUUGCAACUGGCUGUCAGCAUGUGACAAUCAUUGGGCUCAUCCUUACUAGCAAAGGCUUGCACUUAAAACAGAUAAGGUCUCCUGAAUGCAUGCUUGAUGAGGCACACCCCUCUGUACAAAUGUUCAAAAUUGCAGCAAAUCAAAGCAGUGCCGUGUGUAGCAAAACUAGACAUGUAUUAGUUGGUGCCUGCCUCCUCCUGUCUGCUAAAGCCAUUUGAAAUCCAAAGUUGGAAGGGCUCAUAGGUAGAUGAGAGACUUGGAUUUGAUCAACACUGAGCAGACAAGGAAAGUACUGGGCCAGCGCCAACAUUUCGUCACAAGGGCAUAUGUUUGUGGGGCCUUCCUCCUUUGCUAUAAUCGCUAACUGCAGGUUUGUGGGCAUUGGUACUCGGGGCUCUUGUUUGUCAAGCGCAAGGGUCUUGUUGCAUGGUUGGUUCUGAAGUGCGGUCACCAUGGUCAGUGGAGGGAGACAACUUGGCACCACUGUUGGUGUAGUUGGCACUGCUGCAAUUGACUGAACUGUAGCAUCACACGCAAACUAGUUUCUUUAGGCUGACAAAAGAAAAAGACGUCAUGCUGUUGCCCCACAUAUUUACAAAAUGUACUAAAGCAGUGAUUGGCGAAGUUGUAUUACAUGCAUGAGAACAUUUUUUUUCUCGCAAUGUGCCAGUGCUAGACAGUGUACCAGUUGUCUAAACAGUGUUCACUGAAAACCUCAAAAUAGCUUUAGUCUUUGUAUGUUACUGCUUGAAUGACUUUGUGUUGCCUUUUGUUCCCAUGAAAGAUCUUUUCGAUUAGUACUUAGGUAGGCCAUCUGUGAAGACAUGUGUCCAGGAUUUGUGGUUUAAAUUGACUGAACCGUAAACUGGCACGUUAUAUAAGUGAAGAUAGUGUUUGUGUGUUUCGGCAGUGUGAAAAAAUUAUGGGUGUGCAAUAAAAUGCCUGAUUUGGUA